CUUGCUCGCUCUUUUUCCCUGACACACCUCCAGAAGAGCACCGCUAGACGGCAGUGUUUGCUCCCAGAGGAGCAGGAAGUGCACAAAAUGAAACAACAAUGCUAAACAGGCCUGACCGAAACGGGAGAAACUACGUUUACGUGCGUGUAUACCAUAGACUUCUUUACUCAUUUCUGUGCAUGUCAAAUGCUUUUCUAGGCUAAGUUUUCACUUCAGUUAAGACAAUAACAUCGGCGCUGAUUUCGACACAGGUUAUCUAAUCGUGGUUGGAAGAGGAAAAAGGGAGAGUAACGUUAUGUAGGAGUUGUUUCUCUCUUCCUGCCCUUCUACUCUUGCCUGUACAAGAAACUGGUUUAUCUGACAGCUGGUCUUUAGCUUCAGUUUCUUCCGCGAAUCGAUGGCGGACAGCAUCGGAGAGGAAGCCAACGGUUCCGUGGGAACGACUCAGGGCCACGGCACCCAGUUGAUGUCGCCGAGUUUGGGUAAUUCCAUACCGGGGCAUUCGUCAUCCUCGCCGCCUCCAGCACAAGCCGCAGAAACCGGCCUGGCUGUGGUUCCCCCCGGGAUCGCGCAUACCAUAAAUCCUGCUGUGGAGAGCGCACUCGGUGUUUUGAGCCACGCCGUCGACUCCGCCGUUCCCGCGGCCGUUCAUCCAUCUCUGCCGCCCGGUAUUGGUGUUCCGGGCGGCGCGCCGAAUCUGGCCGGAGCAGGCCUCCUUUCCCAAAUUCACGCGACCUCUUGGGACCCCACGCUAAGCACGGACUGGGACAACGAGAAAGCGUCUCAACAAUGCAUUCUGCGGAUAAAAAGAGAUAUCAUGUCUAUCUAUAAGGAACCUCCUCCAGGUAUGUUUGUGGUUCCAGAUCCUCAUGAUAUGACCAAGAUUCACGCCCUUAUCACUGGCCCCUUUGACACACCCUAUGAGGGUGGCUUCUUCCUCUUCCUGUUCCGUUGUCCCCCUGACUAUCCCAUCCACCCUCCACGGGUCAAACUGAUCACUACUGGGCACAACACGGUUCGCUUUAACCCCAACUUCUACCGAAAUGGCAAAGUGUGCCUCAGCAUCCUUGGCACUUGGACUGGGCCGGCAUGGAGUCCCGCUCAGAGCAUCUCCUCUGUUCUCAUAUCCAUACAAUCCUUAAUGACGGAGAACCCAUACCACAAUGAACCUGGCUUUGAGCAGGAAAGGCAUCCAGGGGACAGCAAAAACUACAAUGAGUGUAUCCGGCACGAGACCAUGCGAGUUGCUGUGUGUGAUAUGCUGGAGGGUAAAGUGCCAUAUCCCGAAGCUUUGUGGAAUGUGAUGGAGAAAUCCUUCUUGGAGUACUUUGAUUUCUAUGAGGGGGUUUGCAAGGAGCGUCUUCAUCUUCAAGGGCAGAACAUGCAGGAUCCUUUUGGAGAGAAGAGAGGACGUUUUGACUAUCAGGGUCUGUUGACCCGUCUCAGAGCAAUCCAGAGGCGGUUGCGGGAAAAGUGCCCACCGGAAGAAAAUGACUCUGAUUCGGACACAAGCUCUUCUGGUACCGAUCCGGACAGCCAGGGCAGCUCACAGCCCUAGAGCACCCUCUAGGGGUGCAAAGAAAGCAAGGUUAGAUCGUUUCCCUUCACCUGCAGCUCCGGACACUUCAAGCGACCACUAAUGCUUGGAGAGUUGGAAAAAACAUGGAGAAUCUGCUCGUGGAGAUCAGGAGUUCCCUGAGAUUCUGUCUUUUUUGAUUGGUUAAUAUUCCUAUUGUGUGAUGGCCAAUGGCUGCCUUUUGUUUUGCUGUUUUUCUUCUCUCAUGCAGAAGAGUUUUAGGCAGGAGGGGGAAUGAGGGCCUUGCAGAUAUGUGUAUGUGUGCACGUGUGUGUUUGUAAGUGAGAAAUGUACACAUCGCCCCAUACCCGGUCAACAAAUCGCACUCCAGUUCAUGUUUUUCUGCCAUGUGCUUCAUUCAGUGUAGAGAUGCGUAAUAGUUUAAAAACGAAGAUAAUAAAAUCAGUCUGAUAUAAAAAACAAACUGGUCUGCUUGCAAAUGCACACAUCUCGCAUAUAGUUUGCAAGUUUCCUGGUCUUUUUUUCCACUGUAUCCUUGAUGGUGAUUGUUAUUAAAAUCCCUCUCUUAGUGAUUAAAUGAACCAUUAAAAAUGAAUCUAAGUUUAGUUGUAACUGUUAGAAAUUCAUAAUCAAACACUCUUUAAGACGGAGUAAAAAGUGAUGCAACUAAAUAAAAUGUACAUAUAAUUGUUAAUAGAAAAGUUUUAUUUUAAUGUUCAAUGUUCUUAAGAUGCUAUUGAACCGUAAUGGUAUGGGUAUCUGCAGACUGACCUUGUCAGAUUUCUUAAGCACUUCUAAGAUAUUUUACCUUUUGAGUGUUGUUGACACAUUGGAAGUACAGUUUCGUGUGGUGAAUUUCAGUCUGUCUCUAAUUGUGAAGCUGUCAGGUUUGAACAGAGACCUGUUCUGUCGUUGUUGAAAAACAUAGAGAACUUUUUUUUCCGAUAAGACGGACUUUACAGUCAGCUCAAUAUAAGUUUAGUUUUAUUUACCGGGGAUACUGUGGUCAUUGGUGUCCUCAUAUGCAAACAGUUGAAGCUGUCUAACACGGAUUGGGGGCCAAGGAAGAGCAUUACGUGUUGAGCCAUUACAUGACACAAUGAUUCAUGACUAGCUCUUCAUAUAAAGCUCAUAUUGUUUUCUUGAAAGUGCACCUUACCUUUUUGCACCGAUUAUAUUGCAAUUCAUCCCUUUAAUUAGCAGGUUAAUAUAGUUUCCUAAUGCACAUUAAACACAGCCUUAAUUAUUCUGUAUACAUGUACAUUUAUCUUGCAUUUUGUUUCAAGAAUAAAGCAGUUGUCUCUUCUGUUUAGACCAUUUGCGAUUCUUACCGAGCUUAGACAUGGUUUGAGUGACGGUUGAGGGUAAACCUUCAUUAAAAAUGUGCAAAAUAACACGGUUAACGAAGAUGGACUAUAUAGACAGUUGUAAGGUUUUUGCAUGUGCUUGAGUGGUAUGCAGUUUGUCUUCUAACUGAGAAAAAAUAUACUCCAGUCUAGGACAUCGAAUGACAAGACAACUGUUUCUUCGUUGUUUCUUUUUUGUUUUGUAUAAAAGGUCCUCAAACAGGAAACUGUUUCCUGACUUUGUGAUGUACUAAUGCUUUUUCCUUGUUAGCAAAAUGAGAAUACAUUGUGUAAAUAAUGAAUGUAUCAAAUCAAUUGCAACUGUACUAAGAAAAUAUAUCUAUAUAAAAUCUG
Messenger RNA from Triplophysa rosa, 3237 nucleotides. It is a transcript of the gene ube2z, whose product is annotated as ubiquitin-conjugating enzyme E2Z. Gene Ontology annotation, molecular function: ubiquitin conjugating enzyme activity; cysteine-type endopeptidase inhibitor activity. Gene Ontology annotation, biological process: negative regulation of apoptotic process. The transcript is spliced from 7 exons. Gene Ontology annotation, cellular component: nucleus. Lineage: Eukaryota; Metazoa; Chordata; Actinopteri; Cypriniformes; Nemacheilidae. The record is from RefSeq and is a predicted model, not a curated record. Bases 398 to 1558 code for a protein of 386 amino acids.